CAGGCACGGUGAGCGAGUGAUUUCAAACGCUCCCGCCGUGCGGCUCCCGAGAUGCCCGCUGGAGGCCGGCUCGGUGCAUUAAUUAAUAAAUAAGAGGGGAGCCAUCUUGUUGGUGGUGUAGGAGGCGAGCGCAGGAGAUGAGGAGGCUGACAGGUAGCCGCUGACAGGCCCGGGAGCCGAAUGGACACCUCAUAGGCCAAGGUUUCUAAUGAAUUCAGAAGGGAUUAUCUGGGGUUCAAUGUCAGCGUGAGGACAUAUUACUGAAUUUCAUCAUUCAGUUAGCUUGCUAAUUGUCCUCUUCAGCAUUGCCAUGGCUCAGGAAGCUCAGAGAAAAGCCAACUUUUCGGCACUGGCAGGUCACACUAAUGGGUUAACAAAGCCUGCAUCUCUUGCAUCAAAACCUGGAGGAUCUAGGAAGCUGGUCAUCAAAAAUUUUAAAGAUAAACCAAAAUUGCCUGACAACUAUACCCAGGAUACAUGGCAAAAACUCCAAGAAGCAGUAAAUGCCAUAGAAAGCAGCACUUCUAUAAAGUAUAACCUAGAAGAACUUUACCAGGCAGUUGAAAAUUUAUGUUCUUAUAAAGUCUCCCACACACUGUACAAGCAACUCCGUCAAGUAUGCGAGGAACAUAUGAAGGCCCAGAUUAACCAGUUCAGGGAAGAUUCUCUUGACAGCUUUCUAUUUUUAAAAAAAGUUAACAAAUGUUGGAUGGAUCACUGUAGACAAAUGAUUAUGAUCAGAAGUAUUUUCCUAUUCUUGGAUCGGACGUAUGUCCUUCAGAACUCAAUGCUUCUGUCAAUAUGGGAUAUGGGAUUGGAUCUGUUCCGCAGCCAUGUCAUAAGUGACAGACUGGUUCAGAGUAAGACUAUUGACGGUAUCUUGCAGCUUAUUGAUAAAGAGCGCUCUGGAGAGGCUGUCGACCGUAGCUUGCUACGAAGUUUACUGAGCAUGCUGUCCGACUUACAAGUAUACAGAGAGUCCUUUGAAGUGAGAUUUUUGGAGGAAACAAAUUGCUUGUAUGCUGCUGAAGGGCAAAGAUUAAUGCAAGAGAGAGAGAUCCCAGAAUACCUUCAUCAUGUAAACAGGAGAUUGGAAGAAGAAGUGGACAGAGUUAUCACUUAUUUGGAUCAUGGGACUCAUAAACCACUUAUAGCUUGUGUGGAGAAACAACUACUGGGUGAGCACUUGGCUGCCAUACUUCAAAAAGGUCUGAAAAACAUGCUGGAUGAAAACAGAGUCCCAGAUCUUACCCUUAUGUAUCAACUCUUCAGCAGGGUAAAAGGUGGUCAGUUAAUAUUGCUGCAGCACUGGGGGGAGUACAUAAAAAGUUUUGGGAGUUCAAUUGUUGUGAAUCCUGAAAAAGACAAAGACAUGGUGCAGGAGCUGCUGGACUUUAAGGACAAAGUGGACCAUAUAAUCGAUGUUUGCUUUCAGAAGAAUGAGAAAUUUGUCAACAUGAUGAAAGAAUCGUUUGAAACGUUCAUCAACAAAAGAGCCAAUAAACCAGCAGAGCUCAUAGCCAAAUAUGUUGAUUCAAAGUUACGUUCCGGAAACAAAGAAGCAACUGAUGAAGAAUUGGAGAGGUUCCUUGAUAAAAUUAUGAUCAUUUUCAGAUUUAUUCACGGUAAAGAUGUAUUUGAGGCAUUUUACAAAAAAGAUCUUGCAAAAAGGCUUCUAGUGGGGAAAAGUGCAUCUGUUGAUUCAGAGAAAUCGAUGCUAUCAAAACUUAAACAUGAAUGUGGAGCUGCGUUUACCAGCAAGCUGGAGGGAAUGUUUAAAGACAUGGAACUCUCCAAAGAUGUGAUGAUACAGUUCAAGCAGUAUAUGCAGCAUCACAGUGAUCCAGGUAGUAUAGACCUGACCGUGAAUAUACUGACAAUGGGAUACUGGCCAACCUAUACACCAAUGGAUGUUCAUUUACCGGCAGAGAUGAUAAAACUCCAGGAGAUAUUUAAGACAUUUUAUUUAGGAAAGCACAGUGGAAGGCGACUACAGUGGCAGUCAACACUGGGACAUGCUGUACUAAAAGCAGAAUUUAAAGAAGAGAAGAAAGAGCUGCAGGUAUCUUUGUUUCAAACUCUGGUGCUUCUUAUGUUUAAUGAGGGGGAUGAAUUCAGUUUGGAAGAUAUUAAAAUGGCUACAGCAAUAGAGGACAGUGAGCUGAGACGAACUUUGCAAUCACUAGCAUGUGGCAAAGCUCGUGUUUUGAAUAAGAUACCGAAGAGCAAAGAUGUGGAAGAUGGAGACAAGUUUAACUUUAAUGGCGACUUCAAGCACAAACUCUAUAGAAUAAAGAUUAACCAAAUUCAGAUGAAAGAAACUGUAGAAGAACAAGUUAACACAACAGAAAGGGUCUUCCAGGACCGACAGUACCAGAUUGAUGCUGCCAUUGUACGCAUAAUGAAGAUGAGGAAAACUCUGACCCACAACCUUCUAGUAUCGGAGCUUUAUAAUCAGCUGAAAUUUCCUGUAAAGCCUGGUGACUUGAAAAAAAGAAUUGAAUCCCUCAUUGACAGAGACUACAUGGAAAGGGACAAAGAGAACUCCAAACAGUACCACUAUCUGGCAUGAGGAACAAACCAGUGCUAUUGUCCAAUGACUUAAUAGAGAGAGAACUGUAUUGGCCAGAUGGGACUUUCAGUGAUAACCUUUAUGGUGAAGUUAUAUCACUGGUAUAAGCAAAAUAAAUCUACUCUUCAUUGACCCACCCUUAAUGCGCCUUAGUAAUAUUGAAUUAGCAUUUUCUUUAUAUAUAUUUUUUUUUUUUUUUGGUGUGACCGUUUAGCAUAUAUGGUUACUAGCUCUUUUAUUAUAAGCAACAUGUAAACUCCAUUUCCUACUAUUUCUCUCUGCCUUUUUGCAGUGACUGAUCUCUUUCUAGUUUUCAUUUCUUUCUUCGCUUUCCUUUUAUCUUCCAUACUUGUGUUUUGGGUUUUUUUUCUGCCUCGAUUGCACAUAGUGACUGCAUCUACUAACAGUCCCUUAAUGCUGCAAUAUUUAUUAUUGGCUCCAAGGGUUCUAAAACAGGAUGUCCCAAUUUUGUGUUUUUUCGAUUUAUUUUGGGAAAUAAACCAGCUACAGAAAUUCUACUUAUAUUUUUCUCCUUUCCCAGCUGUAUACUGCUAAAGAAAUAGUGUUUCUUAUACAGGCUGUUCACUGGUAUUUGAGGGCUAUGAGAUUUGAAUGUGGUGGUAGGAGUGAUGUGAUAUGUUUUCUGGUUUUCGGUAGUUACGGACUACUUCCAGUAUUGGUUUGAAUAUAUGUUUAUACAAUGCCAUCUGCUCUUAAAUUUGAUAUAGACCUGUAGCUUACUGCAAUUGCUGUAACAGUAAUUAAAACAGGUAAUUCUAAUCUUAGCUUACAGUCCUCGUUUGGCUGCAUAUUUACAAAUAUUUUGGAUGAGAUCUCCAUUACUGCUUAUACUGAUUUUUCUGUAGAAAGCGUAUACGUUAAUAUGCAAAGGAUGCAUUUCAUUCAGAGUUGUAUGGUUACUAAUGAAAAAGAAAAAACCCACAAGCAGUAGAUUUUACUCCUGCUUCUAGUACUAGUGGAUUCUGGAUUUGGACCCCCCCAAUUCAAGGAUGCUUUGCAGCUGUUUCAAGAUAUAAUUGAUACAGAUUGAUACAAAUUUCUUCUGCUGUAGCACUUAAUUAAUACAUUCAUUACUACAAAUUAUUGCUGCCACUUUAAGAACAGCAUUCAAUAUGCAAUUUCUAAAGGUAAAUGACAUUUCAAAUUAGCACAUUUGUACACUGUAAACACUGUAAAGUAUGGGUAUUUGCAUUUGCUAAUAAAACAUUUUAAAGCAGAA
Pelobates fuscus (common spadefoot toad) is the source of this 3812-nucleotide messenger RNA. It is a transcript of the gene CUL4A, whose product is annotated as cullin 4A. NCBI's taxonomy places the organism in Eukaryota, Metazoa, Chordata, Amphibia, Anura, Pelobatidae. The record is from RefSeq and is a predicted model, not a curated record. Gene Ontology annotation, molecular function: ubiquitin protein ligase binding. Gene Ontology annotation, cellular component: Cul4A-RING E3 ubiquitin ligase complex. Gene Ontology annotation, biological process: ubiquitin-dependent protein catabolic process; protein ubiquitination; DNA damage response. Bases 311 to 2572 code for a protein of 753 amino acids. The transcript is spliced from 21 exons.